AUGAAUGAGAAUAUUGGGGACAUCGUCUUAGAGAAAGCUCCAAAAAAUGCAAAGUAUACUUCACCAGAUAUUCAGAAAGAUAUUUUGAAUAUUUUUGCCAAUCAAGUGAGAACUAAGAUUCGUAAAGAAAUCGGGGAUGCAAAAUUCUGUAUUUUAGUUGAUGAAGCAAGAGAUACAUCUAACAAAGAGCAGAUGACUAUUGUAUUAAGAUUUGUGGAUAUUGAUGGUUUUUUACGAGAGCGGUUCUUUGCUAUUGUACAUGUGACUGACACAACUGCUGCAACACUUAAGAAAAAAAUAUAUGAUACUCUUGGCUAUUAUGACUUGCAUAUCCACAACAUGCGGGGACAAGGAUAUGAUGGUGCUAGUAAUAUGCGUUGCUCUUGGAAUGGAUUACAAGCUCUAUUCUUAAAAGAUUGUUCAUGUGCAUAUUAUGUACAUUGUUUCGCUCAUCGACUUCAACUAGCAUUAACUGCAGCUGCUGAAAAAGAGGUAUCCAUUUGGUUAUUCUUUUCAAAAUUGAAUUCCAUUUGUAAUCUCUUUAAUGCGUCUCCUAAAUGUCAUGCUGAGUUACUUUCUGCUCAAAAAGCUGAAGUUGCGCAUAUGGUAGCUAUUGGUGAACGUGAUACUGAAAACAUGGUGUAUGAUGGGUCCUCUAACUCCAUCCGUGGUGAAGCUAGUGGUUUGCUGAUAGCGAUGAAGUCUUUUGAUUUCAUAUUCAUAUUACAUUUGAUGCAAAAGAUAAUGGGGUUAACAAAUCUUCUUUGUCGAGCAUUACAAGAGAAAUCUUUAGAUAUUUUAAAUGCAAUGGACUAUGUUUCAACUACUAAAACUUUGCUUCAUACUUUGAGAGAAGAAGGAUUUGCUAUUCUACUUAGUUAUGUGAAAGAAGUUUGUGCCAAGUAUGACAUUGAGAUACCUCAAAUGGAAGCUCGUUAUAAAUCUGCUACAGGUCGUUCUUGUCAAAAAAAUGAUUCAAUCACAGUUGAGCAUCACUAUCGAUUUGAUGUAUUUACUGCUGCAAUAGAUUUUCAAGUUGAAGAGCUUAAUAGUAGAUUCACGGAUGAGGCAGUGGAACUUCUUAAGCUUAGUUGUGCUUUGGAACCUAAAGAAAACUUUAAGCUUUUUAAUGUUGAUCACAUCUAUCGACUUGCUGAGAAAUUCUAUCCUCUUGAUUUUGAUACACAAGAUUUACACCACUUGAGAAUGCAAUUGGAGCACUAUAAGAUUGAUAUUGUUGCCCAUAAAAGAUUUCAGAAUUUAUCAACUAUUUCUGAAUUAUGUCAAAGAUUAAUUGAAACAAGCAAAUCAGGAAGUUACAAUUUGAUUGACAGGUUGAUUCGUCUUGUUUUAACUCUUCCCGUCUCUACAGCAACAACGGAACGAGCAUUUUCAGCUAUGAAACUUGUUAAAACAGCUCUUCGUAACAAGAUGGAAGAAGAGUUUUUAACAGAUUCUAUGGUCAUCUAUAUUGAAAGGGAGUUAGCGGAAACUAUUGAUAAUGAUAUAAUAAUUAAUGAGUUUGAUUCUAAGAAAAAUCGAAGAGCACAACUUCAAUAA
Molecule: messenger RNA, 1560 nt
Organism: Zingiber officinale
Lineage: Eukaryota; Viridiplantae; Streptophyta; Magnoliopsida; Zingiberales; Zingiberaceae
Product: zinc finger MYM-type protein 1-like
Exons: 3
Coding region: 1-1560 (519 amino acids)
Molecular function (GO): protein dimerization activity
Source: RefSeq, a predicted model, not a curated record